Molecule: messenger RNA, 10919 nt
Organism: Cuscuta europaea
Lineage: Eukaryota; Viridiplantae; Streptophyta; Magnoliopsida; Solanales; Convolvulaceae
Source: the annotation of a GenBank genome assembly
CAUUUUAAAAUUUUAGUAAUUUAAAGGUUACUAAAAUAAUUAAAAUCUAAAAUCAAGAUUCGACACAAGUGAUAAACUUUGAGUUGAUUGAGUAAUGAUUGAACAAUAAGAUUUCUACACAAUUCGUAAUUUAUAAAACCAGACCAUUUUACUCCUAGUCGGAUUAGGGAAUUCCGAGAGGAGAGUUUGUGUUGGUUUAAUUUCCUAGCUUUCCUCCAGUCGCAAUUCGGGAAUCCGACUCCGGUAUUUUGGUAAGCUAAUUGGAACUCCCGCUAUUUGGCUUGUCAGACGCCAAACUUCCGUAUUUUGGUAAUUUCCUCUCUCAGAGGCUUCUGGCUUGUUAUAAGAUGUGAUUCUCCACCUGCAUCUGUAUGGGGACAUUUGCUACCGACAGAGAUCACAUUCGCAAGUGUUAUGGUGAGCUCUGCUUCUCUCUCUUUCAAGAAACAAAACAGACUAUCCUCCUUUCACAAAAAUCAGAAGGGCACUUUCAUCUAAUUUUCCCUUGAUUAUGGUUCUUUUUCUUGGCGUAGCUCAUGUUAAGGGGAUAAGUUCCCCCCUAAACAGAGCAUUCUCCAAUGUCAGUGCAUCGGAACUCCAAAUACCGGACAUAGCGAGGCGUGCAAGAAAAAUGCCAGCGGGAGUUGUUCAGUUCACUGUACAAGGAACAUAUGCCCCCUUCCUUGCUGGGUGACUCAUAAAGUAUUUAUCCCGGCGGUCAGGUAAGAGAGGAACAGAGUAACCUAAACAGUCGGAGAUGUCACCAAUUGCCUGAGCUCAAAUCUGACGACAUCAAACCCACCAUCCAUCUUUAUCUUCUCCAGACUUCACUACACUCGAUUUCUAUUGGGUUCACCGCCAUUGGAAUUCCGCGUCCAGAUAGACACCGACAGUGAAAUUUCAUGGGUCAGUUGUGCAUCGUGCAAUGGCUGUCCACUAUCUAGCGGAUUUCUGUUCCACCUUCAAUUCUUCAACCCGCAAGGUUCCUCUACAUCUUCGUUUAUCCCAUGCUCGGAUCAUCGGUGUGCUUCCCACAACCCUGGAUGUUCAAGCAGUAAUAAUCUAUGCAAAUACAACAUUACAUAUGGAGAUGGUGGGGAGACAGCAGGUUACUACAUUGCGGACAACAUUCAUUUGGAUAUGAUUAAUGGUAAUAAAUAUGCUUCAAGUGUGAUCCCCAUUGUAUUCGGGUGUAGUACUUAUCAGCUCGGAUAUUUCGCACAAAGCAACCUGGCACUUGAUGGGAUCUUCGGGUUUAAUCGAAAUAAAAUGUCCAUUAUCUCGCAGCUUUCCUCCGAAGGUGUCAUCUCAAAAGUAUUCUCCCACUGCCUAAAAGAAGGAGAGGGCAGUUUUUUUGUGCUUGGUGAGGCAAUCGGGUUGAAUCUCAUGUGGACUCCCCUCGCUCCACACAAAGCCAGUAAAUCAACAGCAUGGAGAACCGACGUACAACAUGGGCGUACAGUCUGAAGCCUAGAGAGAACUGCAACGGCUAGGCGGGCAAAACAAACAGAACCCAUACAGCUCCGAAGAGAAAGAUAAACAACAAGUUGUUUAUCCUCUGCAAUCAAGAUUCAACGAACAAGAUUGAUCUAUCCUAACCAACGGAUAAGAUCGAUUGACCGGAGAGCCUAUAAAUAUAGGCAGAAACGAAAGUUUCUAACCAAGCCUGAGCACACUAAGUAGAGAGAUAUUCCUUUGAGCAAAAAGUGCUGUUCUAUUCACGACUCUCUACUUAGACUCUUGCUUCACUAAACUUCUUAGUAUCAAGCAUUCAUUGUCAAAAUCCUAGAAGUUUAGUUCCUAGUUGGAGGUUAGAACUUUCUUUAAACAAAACAGAUUAUUGUUGGGAAAACACUUCAGGAGGACAGUUGUUCCCGGCCUGAGUGUUGGUAGAUAGGUCAGGAGUACCUUUUGAUCCCCACUGGAUCAAUUGAGAAAAACCUAAAGGAUUGAGUAGCUUGGAAUGGUGUUGUACUCCUCGUGAAAUACCUUCAAUCUAGGCCAGAGUUGUCAAGGCUAGAUUGACACUAAGUGUAUUGGGCUUAAUACAUUAGUGAAAUCCAUUUGAAAUAGGAUGGGACUGGAUGUAGGAGGAUUACACCACCUCUGAACCAGGAUAUAUUGUGUGUUGAUUUACUUUCAGUCAACAAGACACACACUGAACACUUCUCACAUAAAGAUCGGAGUUUGCCAGCAGCAUCCUAAGCAGUUGUCUUAAUUGACUCAACUGCUUAUCCUACUGCUUAAUCACUCACUCUCUUUGAGAUACAAGAGCUUCACAAUAUCAUUACAAAAAGGUCUGUCUCAUUAAGUUUUUCAGGAAAUACCACUUAAGGCACAACAAUUGCCUCAACAGUCUCCUACGGACUACACAACUGCUGAGCCCACUGCUCACCCAAACGUAUUUCCUGUGAACAUCUUGACACUACUAGACCUUUACAUCUUUAUUUCCAAGAAGUCUGUUCAAAAUAAUCUCUGUGAUUCAGGGUGAUAACCAAGCAGGUACCUCUACAGUUCCCUCACUAUCACCUAACUGCCUUACACCUCUGCCUAAGCAAAACCCUCUACAUACUUGGCACAAAGCACAUCUUCAUAAAGCCCACAUCAUCCUGAGCAACACCAUAUAAUCAAACCUUCCAUACCUUCACCAUUACUUCAGCAGGUGCCUCAGCAGUUCCCUGGUUUCCACCCAACUGCUGAGACAACUGCUCUCAUUCAAUGUUGAUUAUCAAUCCACUUCAGUACAUCAUCAGGAAGCUCUUCCCACUCCCAGAAAGAUUCUGAAUGAACCCUCAUCAUACUUCAAGUAUUUGGUAAGCAGACGACUAAGCAAUUCCCUGCUUCCUAGCCAACUGCCUAGCCAACUGCUCUCCAAUAAGCAAAGACUUUCAUCCAUCACAGAAAGCUGUUACUCAUUACAUAAAGGGUAAAGACUUCCGCUGUGCAUCUCUUAAUCUCUCAAAAGAUUAUAGAUCAACUCCUUUAGAGGGGAAUAUCUGAAAAGGUCGAAAAGAUUUAAAAGUCUAUUCACCCCCCCCUCUAGACUUUUACCCUAUCCGGGACCAUCAGAAGCUAAUGGAAGAUUAGGGCAAGCGAGAACACUCAAAUCUACCCUCCCUUCAUCUUACAAUCCCAUUGCAAUAGCAUAUACUGGUCACCUCUUACAAACCUACAAAAACUGUUAGGAAAUUGAUGUAACGUACCUCGAAAGUACAACAACGGAAGUUUAGAAUUUUCCCAAACAGAUCUUCUCUGAUUAUGACAAAACAACGAAUAUAACAAUAAUCGUUGAUCUGAGUUAGAACAUAGAUCUUCCAGCCUAGCGGUGAUAAUCCUUGACCUUAGGUAUCCACGUGAUUUCUCCUUUCCGAAAGAACGGUGAGAUCUCCCUAAGAGAAAGGCUAGGAAAUCUCUUCGCAGGGAAAUAAACUGGUAAUACUGAAUCGGAAAACUGGUCUAUGAAUUAUGAAGGAGGAGGAUGUAUUUAUACUAGUUCUAAACUAGUUCCCAAUCACAAUGAAAGUCUGAUAGGAACCCAUUAGUAUAAUAUUAGUAAUAAUAAUAGAAGUAUAUUAAAUAAGUGUGGUAGUGUAUAAGUAAGGAUCCCGGGCCAUGUCAUAAAAUAUGGGCUGGGCCGUUAGGAUAUAUUAUUACUAUAAGAAUGGGAAGGGGAGAAGAUGAGAGUUGGGCAGAAUUUGGAUCUGGAAUUAGGCCUUGGGAGUGUGAGAUGACUCGAACUGUCUCAAACCUUUCUUCUCCUCUAUUUUCUGUUUUACGCUACUGUAUGUGGGUUUACUUUUAUGCGACAUUGUACUGGGAGGAUCGGUUCCUCAGAUUUUAUCAAUUGAACACUAAAUUUCUGCUGCUUUGUUGAGUUACCUAUCAUUGGUAUCAGAGCACUAGCUCUUGGUGAUCGGAAUUGAUUGGCGACCUCAGCAACACUUACGUUCUGUGGUGGAUGGUAAGAACAAGCGCGAAAAUAGAGUUUCGCAUGGAUACUCUGGAACGGAAUUUGGCAGAGAUGAACGGGAAACUGUCCGAGGUACAAGAGAUGUUACGAUCAUCGGUGGAUGAUCGGCGUACUGCAAUGGAAAAUUUGGCGGCAAACUUAGCGGCAUCCAUGGCCGCGAUGAAUGAACAGCUUUGAUCCAGAGAGAGGCCGCGAUUGCGGUCGACAACAAUGUCCUUCAGUUCACCAACUAUUUCUCCCAGAUUGUCGCGAAAUGAGCAGGUUUUUUCUAAAUCACGAGAAACUCCUUCCAGUUCUCUAGUUUCAUCGCUGGACUAUUCUCUCAAUUCGCAAUCUUCUACGCGAACUACUGUUUCUCCCUACAGCUCACCAUCGUGAACAGUUUUGCCUAAUUCACAGAUCGCGUCCCGUGCACACGUCUAUUUUCCGCCGCGAGCACUUCCUUCGAGUUAUCUUGCUUCUUCGCGAACGUCAUCUCAUAGUUCACAAUCGGGAAUUUCUCGGCAAUCGCAGUCGCAAAUAGUUUCUACCAGUUCACAGGUUUCCUUACCUAUAUCUACUUCCAGCUUGCAAUCUUCUACGCAAGCCGUAUCUCCAGGUUCGCAGACUUCGUCAUACACCAGCAGCUCACUUCAAGGUACAACGCGAUCAGAAGGAGGAGCUUCCAGUUCGCCCUUGCUGUCCGAGUCACAUGAGUCUGGCAACCCACGGAAACCUCUCUCUGAGGAUACAUUCAUAGGUAAAGAUGAAGGACAAGAGGAGAAAUCUGCUGUGGCGAAUCAAUUCUUGACUGCCCUGGAAUAUGAGUCAGCUGAUGACAAAAUUGUUGGUUCUGAAUUGGAGAACCAGGUGAUUUCUGAAAACUUUAUAGUUCAGGAAGAAUCAGAAGGAACUGUUAUACCUUGGCAGUCGAACUUAAUAGCUACAACUGCAAUUAUGAAACCACGGACGGAAUGGAUGUAUGUGAACAAGGAGUGUGUACAAGCGGGACCAGUUGAGAAAGAUGCUAGUGGAAGGCUAUGGUCGAAGAGGGAAAUUGAUUGGACCACCAAGUGCUGGACUUUAGGGAUGAGCAGUUGCAAGAGGCUUAACGAGAUUGAGGAAAAUAGAUGGGCGUACGCUACCCGAGUGCCAGUUCUUACUCCACCUCAGUUUGGUGAGGCAGAAUUAUCCAUAUUGCACAAUAGGGUGGCUAAACACUUAGACAUAGAUGAUGCUGGGGAAUUUGUAAAACUAACACCCCAAGGCAAGAGGGUCAUGUUAAGCCCAUGGUGUUUUCGUCAAAUUGCACAGAAUAUGUUUUCUGGUGAGCCCAGAGUUGUAGAGAGUGCUACUGCCCUGCUGAAGGAUGAUGUUACUAUGUUCAUACAAUUUCUCAAUUCACUCCAUGAUGAUGAUGUUUGUGAUCAGGCUAUUUGAGCUUUGGGAAAGAUUGCUGGUGAAGCCACAACCUGGUUUUUGUCAAACUCAUAUAGAUGCAAGCCAACCCCACCAUCUGACUUGGGAUGUGAAGGACUUGCCAAGCUGGAAAAGAUCCAAACUCAUGGAAAUAAUGGGAUGCAUGAAGAAGCUGUGAGAAUCUUAGAGAAAUAUGGGGCUGAGCAAAUGACAGAGAAGGUUAAAGUAAUGAAGCUCCUAUUCCAGAAAGCAGCGAGGUACUGGGAAGGAAGAAGCGCAAGGAUGAAAGUAAAGCUGAAAGUCCAAGCCGGUUCCUAUCACCCACCUUGAGGACAAGGUGGUUGUCUAAGGGGGGAGAUAUGAUAGGAACCCAUUAGUAUAAUAAUACUAAUAAUAAUAGAAGUAUAUUAAAUAAGUGUGGUAGUGUAUAAGUAAGGAUCCCGGGCCAUGUCAUAAAAUAUGGGCUGGGCCGUUAGGAUAUAUUAUUACUAUAAGAAUGGGAAGGAGAGAAGAUGGGAGUUAGGCAGAAAUUGGAUCUGGAAUUAGGCCUUAGGAGUGUGAGAUGACUCUAACUGUCUCAAACCUUUCUUCUCUUCUAUUUUCUGUUUUACGCUACUGUACGUGGGUUUACUGUUAUGCGACAUUGUACUGGGAGGAUCGGUUCCUCAGAUUUUAUCAAUUGAACACUAAAUUUUUGCUGCUUUGUUGAGUUACCUAUCAAAGUCUUGCUCAUUAAUGAGUUCUAGUCCUACCAGGACCAAUACUUUAUUAUUAAUUAAAUAUAAGUAGACAAAAUAAAAUAAAAUAAAAUAAUAAUAGCAACAACAAUAGACAAGUGGCGUGCAGCCACUCUCUACUUAUUGUAUAUAUUAUUAUUUAUUUUAUUUCCUUUUCUUUUAGAUUCCAAAUCAUAAAGAAAAAUACCAACUUUAUUUAAUUAAAAAUACAUUUUAAUUAAGUACAAUAAAUCCAAUUUAUUCCACUUAACUAAUUCUAUCAAAUAGAACUCUCCUUCAACUUCAUGAAUUAAAUAUGUUUAAUCUAAUUAAUAUUUAAUCCAUUUUCAAUAUUACUAAUUAAAUAUUAUAUAGUCUAACUAAUAAUAUUUAAUUCCUUCUAAUAGUUUAAUCGGAAGAUAUAAUCACUACUUGUUGUGUGACUCAUAGAGCCUUAUAUAUUAAGCACUAAUCAAAAUAAGAUCUUAGUAGAAUCCCUAGACAAUUUACUAGACAAACUUAAUAUAUAAGGACGUUUGCGAGGACUAUUCAAACUCCCUCUAUAUAGAACUCAUAGUGAUAUGGUCCUUUCAUUCAACGAACAUUCAACUAAGUCUAGGACAUGAUAUUGUGUCUAUUCCAAUAACUUAGUUUCUGUCUCUCAGUCUUUCUAGAUGAUCCAUAACGAUCAUAUUCGAUAUCCAAAACGAAUAUAUCUUUGCAUUGGUCAAUGACUUUAUGAUCCAUCUAGAUAUGAGAAGUAGAAUGUUCUCUCUUAAUCUAUUAUGAUGAAUGAAUCCUUUCUUGACUCAACUACUACUCCAUGUGCUUCGUGAUGCACCCAACACAUGCCGUAUCUACCCCGAUUGGAGUGCAAGCGUUGGUCAUGGUCAAAGUACAUCACUCCACACAUGUAGUACGUAUUGACCUCAAGUCGGAGGACUAUUACACUACUCUAUACGCCGAUAAUCACAUAGACACAUGAAUAGAACUUAUCAAAUGGUUUCUCAGUGAGUAUGCCAAUAUUCUCUAAAAUAUCUAUGUGACCAUCAUGUAUUACAGGAACUCAUAGUUGUGAGAUCAACUAUACUUUCUAAAAGUAUGAUGCAGUCAACAUACCAAUCUUAUCGCAUAUCAUCAAUAUUCCAUUCUUGAUGAUCCUUGAUUGGGGCUAUUUUAUGACCUUAUGUUAUAUCAUAUAAGCUCCCACUUACUUAUUGACAACAUAAGUUCAAGGGAACACAAUUAUGAAUAAGAUAUUGACAAUCGAAAUACUUAAUCAUCAAUGUGUAAUACUGUAUAUAUUAAAUAUAUAAAACUGAAUGUCAUCAAGUACAUAUAUUUCUAAAAAGUGAUCGUCGAUAGGACAUAUAUACUAACAAAAACAACAUUUAAGUCGCUCUAUUUCAACUUGCAAUAGAUUACUGUUUCCUCAGUUGACUGCCUCUUUUUUUUCAAUCUCGGUGUACUUGCUUCCUAUUUCGUUAAAACUUUAAAAGAUGUCAUCAUAGAUAUAUUUUCAUCAAAUGUCUACUCAUUUCGUCAUUCUAAUAAACAUAUGGAUGUUAGAUACCUCAACAAAAGCAGCAGAAAUUUACGAUAUAUUGAAGAUGAAAGUCUGGUCGAUUACAACUGAACAGGAAAGAACAGAAAGACAAAGAAGAAAUCAGAACAAGACACUUCGAGCAGUCCCCUCUCUCAAGUCGCAAGCCUAAUUCCAAUUUCUGCCUAACUUUCUUCUUCCUUUCUUCCCACUCUUAUAGUAAUUAUAUCAUAACGGGCCAACCCAUAUUCUAUGACAUGGCCUAGAAUCCUUAUUUACACAAUACCACACUUGUUUAAUAUCAAUCUAUUACUACUAUUAUUAUCCUCUACAGCCCAGGGCCCUAUCAUAUCUCCCCCCUCGACAACCACCUUGUCCUCAAGGUGGGUGAUCGGAGACAACCUUAAGAGAAGUCAGAGCAAAUAAGUGAGAGAAAGAAUGAAUAUUCAAUAUGAAUUCAGCGUGGUUUACAAAUGGGGAAAGUUGUGCUAUUUAUAGCAGCAAUAAAUGCUAGAUAAGGACACGUGUUAGCAUUCUGGUGGUCGAGGGGUCACCUCAACCGUGGUGGCACUGGCACUCGCAUGUGGCCGCAUUAAAUGCGGUGGUUGGAUGUGACGUUUGUACUUGGUACGUUGAUCCAGCGCAUGUGGGUGGGAGAUUCUGUCGAGGAGAUGCCUUCGACUGUAGAUGAUUAGCCGAAGGCUCUUCAUCCUGGGGGCCUUUAGGUGCCGAGGGCUCUAGGUGCUUAAAAGCAGCUGUACUGUAAGUUUAUAAGCCUUCGGCCAUGGGGGCCGAAGGUACCAAAGUGUAUGUCGUGGGCUGCUUGGCACUUGGGGCGUUGUGAUUUGGGCCUGCCGUGCUUCCUGGGCCUGUUAGGCCUUUGUUAUAGUAGUGAGAGUCUAUGGGCCUGGGGUCCCUGGGCCAUAUACUCUAUCAAUGCCCAAAGUUUCAACUUGAAGUUCAAUCGGGAUGUCGGUUAAAUAAAAUAUUGAAACAUACCGCGCUUUAUGUAUAUAAAUAGUGCACAGUAUGUUUCAAUAAUUUAUUUAAUUUACUUGCCGGUUGAAUUUUAAUAUGAAAUUUGGUAAAUAUAAUCUACACUUGGUAAAAUUUGGUAAAUUUUAACCAAAAAAUUCCAUCGAGAAGUACUUGUUAGUCACUUAUAUGGAGUCUUUAAUCGAGAUGUCUUUUAUACGAAGUAAAUUAAUAUAUACAAAUAAUAUAUGACUAUUCACAUAUGAAGUACUUGUUAGUCACUUCUGCACUCCCCUUGUUCAAUUAUUCCGAAUUUCGAAAAUUAAGCUCUCAAGUUUGAAGUUUUCAUCUUUGGACUUUAGUUCGGUUCGAUCAGCAAUUAACAACAUGCACUACUCUCCUAAUUUCCUCAAGAAUAUCUUCCUAAUUUCAAAUUUCAGUAAAAGAGGUAAUUCCUCAAAAAAAAUUAUAUAUAUCUAUAAUUUUCAUUCUUUUAGUUCAUACAAUCGUAUAUUUUAAGACUUUGAUGAAAGAAUUACAUGACUUUGUAUGCUGAAAUUUGUGUAUAUAUAGUUAGGUUUUUUCAAAAUAUUUAUAUAAUCUUUUAAGGCGAGGGCCUUUUUUUCAAAUUGCCCCGGGCCCAUAAAAUGUCAGGACCGGCUCUGACUAAAAAAAGGCUUCUUAGUGCAUUGUGUUCAAUUUAAACUUUUAAACACUUUCUCAUUGUCUCCCUGCAUUUAAUAUGGCAGGCCAUUCAUUUUUUCUUAUGGUGUGUGUUCUGUUUUUCUUUGCAGAGCUUGUAAUGGUGAACAAGGUGAUUACGUAUGACUUAGCAAAUCAAAGGGUUGGGUGGACCCAAUUUGAUUGUUCCAAACCAAUAAAGAUUUCCACAGCGGUCAACAACACCAAUUCCCACAUCAAGAUAGGGGCAACAGCCAUAAAUACAUCAUUCAUAGUUUUCAUAGUAUCUCUAUUUAUAAUAUUAGGAAUAUCAUUAUACUUGUCUCGAUAACGACAUGUGAACUAGCUACUUAACUUAUGCACUACAAUUAGUUUAGUAUGAGGCUGUGAGCAGCUAUAUUUUACUCCUCCAUCCGACCAAUUUUGGGACCAAGGAGGAGGAGGAGUUUUAUAUUACUCAUAAUUAUUGUUAAUAAUACUCCCCCUCCUCCUACCAAUUUUGGGACCAAGGAGGAGGAGGAAUUUUGGGACCGGUUCGGUUCUGACCAACUGCACCAAUUUUCCCAGCAUUUCGACUCCGUUCGGGGGGAAUCCUCGAAUGCUGGUGAGACCCAUACCGACCACAUUACGGGUCAGGUCGAGCGGAUCUCCCUAUCCGACUCUGUUCAUGAGGUUUUAGAGAGGGCUGGAUCUACAGCGAGCCAGAUCUGGUCUACCUCCUCCUGGUUCAACAACUUUUCCCUUCCUCAAUUGCCGGUCGAGCAAUCUGAAGAAUGUCUGGCUCUGACUGCUCUGAAGAUGGGCUUGUACACCCUUCAGAUGCGGGAGGCCCGCCUGGCCAAAGAGCGGGAACUGAUUGUUGCCCAGUCUUCUGCUGAGCAACAUGCUGCUGCUGCCAUCGCCUCUCUGGAGGCCGAACGGAAAACCUUUGCGGAGGAAAAGCAGAGGCUGGAUGCUGAAGUCGGUACCCUUUGGGUCCAACUCGCAGCCUCCCAGGCGAAGAUCCUUGUCGCUGAGGCCGCACGGGUCAGAUUCGAAGAACUGCCAUCCAGUAUCCCGGACGGUCCCUAUGAAGUGAACGUGGAUCUGUCCGCCGUCCGGGACAUGUUUAAAUCCUCCGAUGAAUUCUCCAUCAUCAAGGAUGAACAUGCAAGGGCCCAAAUCCCGUUCGCCUUUGGGGCGUAUUUGAAGGGUUUCCCCAAAGGAGCCGGUCGGCUAUCGGCAGGGGUGGCCCUUUUGGAUAAGGACCCGGAGGCCAAAAAAUGGAAUGAUUCCAUUGUCUCCGAUCUUUAUGGAAAAAUUGGCCAGGUCUUGCUGCGCCCCUUCGUCACUCAGCUUCAAACUCAAUUGGGGAGGCCGGUUCAGGCUUCUGAUCUCCCCACAGAUGACAUCAUCCAGGCGCAGUUCGAGAAAUAUCUGCGAGCCCAGCAACGGGAAGCUGAUCGAGCUGCGGGAAAAGAGCCUGAACCCCCAUCUGAUGAUGAUGAGGAUGAGGAUGAAGAGGGAGAUGACAUGGCCCCCAGUCAAUAAUUCAUAUGUACUUUUUCAUUACUUGUUGUAAUUUUCUUUUUCUCUAAAUAGCUUGUACUUCCCGGUCAGUAGAACCGACGAAUAUAUAUCCCUCUUUUGUCUGAAA